ACAGGGAUGUCAAUAAUCACCAUCGGAAAGACAAAACGUCAAGGCCUAGGUCCACCCCCAGAUUGGCUGCAAUGCCCAUGGAAUGGAAAAACGAUUGAGAACACAUUUGUGCCUUUCAAGACGCCACUGGGCUCCAAGUAUGACAAAGAUGUGAAGCAGGAAUAUCGCUUUACAGUCGACAUGCUGAUUGAUUCACAGAAAACAGACAAGAAAAAGUUGGGUGUUCUCGUGGAUCUGACGAAUACGACACGAUAUUACGACAGUUCUGAUGUGGUGAAGCUAGGAUGUAAUUACUUUAAAAUCCAGUGUACAGGUAAUAAAAAUCCCACUGUGGACCAGACCAAUGCGUUCAUUCAGCUGUGUGCGCGAUUCAAGGAUAAAAAGCCGCAGGAGAUGAUUGCGGUUCACUGCACUCAUGGCUUCCACAGGACUGGUUUCCUUAUCAUCGCGUAUCUAGUAGAAAAGAAGCAAAAAAGGUUUGAAUAG
Dreissena polymorpha is the source of this 486-nucleotide messenger RNA. RefSeq names its product mRNA-capping enzyme-like. Bases 7 to 486 code for a protein of 159 amino acids. The transcript is spliced from 4 exons. NCBI's taxonomy places the organism in Eukaryota, Metazoa, Mollusca, Bivalvia, Myida, Dreissenidae. Gene Ontology annotation, molecular function: protein tyrosine/serine/threonine phosphatase activity; mRNA guanylyltransferase activity. The record is from RefSeq and is a predicted model, not a curated record. Gene Ontology annotation, biological process: dephosphorylation; 7-methylguanosine mRNA capping.